AUGGACAAGUUUCUCCGCGAGCCUACCACCACGACUUCAUGUCGCACAAUAGUCGUUGAAGGGCUUUCUAAGACUGCGAUACGUAUAUUGGGCGACGUGUAUGGACUAGACCCAGAGGUAUUUUUGCAACACUCUGCCGGCAGACCACAUUUCGAUCAAGAGACACCGACAUCGGAUAUGAAUCAGACCACGACAUCGUGUGUAACUCUCCAAUGGAGUGCAGCAGGUCAUAUCGAUAUCAAAUCCUUGAUACUUGCCUUAAACUUUGGGCUUGUAAAGCCCGUAUUUCCUCAAGAAUUGGAGAACUUAGCAGGCCGGGCGGCUUUCAUCAGUCAUGGACCGGACCCGUCGGGAGUGAUUAUUCCCGACUCCUCGACGGCGAUUCUAUGUCCAUUCGGAAUGUCCUCCAGCAGUGGUGUGGCUGCGCUGGAGAAGAGACUGACGCUUCAUUUCGUGGGAACAUCACGCCUGAGGCCUUACCAUACAACCCUCAUUCUUUGCGACCCUGCCCCAGUAUGUUAUGCAGACGAGGGUCGCAUGCGGACAUUGUUUUCAGGCUUGCCGCGCCAAAGAGCUUCUGCCCACAACGCUGCUCUUCGCCCCAACGGUGACGGAAGGGGUCUGAAGCUUCAUCGGUACAGUGAAAUAGAUGGAACUGAGUUGUCAACUGCUGCAACCGCCUGGCGAUAUCUCGGGAAGGCGCUUCCUUCACCUCAGUCCAAGAUCGCCCCCAAAGCUCGUAUUUUAUCUUGUGUUUUGCAAACUAUCUGUCAAGACCAUGCUGCGCUACUGAACUCACUGAUUAACGAAUUGAGCUCACUGCGAGCACAGCUACCGGAUGAGCAGCAUAUACUCUCUUCGUUGAAGUAUCUGCAAUGGGCACUCCUUCAGCAUGACGCUCUACUACACGAUAUGGAACGGAGCUUGUCGCAAUUGCGGGUGCUGUGGAGCAAUACAAGAUUGCAAAUGGAAGAUUCGACUCGACUGCAUCCCUACAAGUGUGCAUGGAAAAUACCGAAUACGCGCAGAACAGCGACAGAUGGCCUUGAGGAGCAAAUUGUCGAUUUGCUAGAGCGGCAUUACGGCACGAGGGCUAAAAAACUCGAGAUGUUUAACACUCUUGCCACCACGGUCUCAAUAAUCGAGAGCGAGCGACAGAUUCAAGAAGCAACGUCAGUGACUAAGCUCACCGAGCUGGCCUUCGUUUUCAUACCCCUAUCCUUCUCGGCAUCGUUGUAUAGCAUGCAGGUCAAAGAGUUGCAGAACGGCGUUUCUCUCUGGAUAUUUGUCACGACUGCCAUUUUAAUUCUGGUCCUCUCUUACACCAGUCGACUUACCCUCCGAAGUUGAAUCGUUGCACGUAUGAAGCACGGAUAUAUUCAAAGUGUUAGGAGGACAGCCAAGCUACAUGCCGACGAUCCAAUACCGGCAACCACCGCCUUCAUAUGGGUAGUUAAGAAGUUUGUGCUUCCAAGCUUCGUGGUCCUCUUUGUUUUAGGUGUUUACGUGGGACCAAUUGUAGGAAUCGUCUACUUAUGGAGGUCGCACUUGUCGCAUACCGCGAAGGUUGCAGCAACUACUGUGAUAGUGG
This is a messenger RNA of Mytilinidion resinicola, 1591 nucleotides long. RefSeq lists its product as uncharacterized. The record is from RefSeq and is a predicted model, not a curated record. The coding region runs from base 1 to 1350 and encodes 449 amino acids. The transcript has 3 exons. NCBI's taxonomy places the organism in Eukaryota, Fungi, Ascomycota, Dothideomycetes, Mytilinidiales, Mytilinidiaceae.